UAUAGGAAAAGAUCCAAACUUUCAAAAUUGCAAAGAAGAUUUAUUGUUUUCAAUUUUUUCACAAUUAUAUUUUUAAUCAUUUUCUAGUGGGUAUAACACACAUUUCAAACGUUAUUAUCUGCUGGUAGUUUCGAUCCUAAUAGCCUUCGCUUCAAGCUUUACUAGAUUCUGUUUCUCUCCCUCCCCGUAUGCAAGAAGAAGAACAAGAAGAAGUUCGAUGGCGUCUCUGCUUGUCAGAUCGAACAAAUUGAUAGCUAAACCUUGUGAACUCCCCAGUUCUCUCUUCUUCCUCAGACCAGUCUCUUGUUAUCACGACGCCCACGAACGCGAUGAUUCCGCGGCAGUUUCUCCGUCAUCAUUAUCAUCACCAGCUCAAUCUGUCGUCGGGUCGAUCUGUUCAUUGGUCUGUGAUUCCUAUCUGCAUCAAACCCAUUUCAGAUUACCCUCUCACCGGCUCAACCUCAACCUGGACGCGGACUCUCUCACCCACGAGCAAGCGAUCACCGUGGUUGCUUCUCUUGCGAGCGAAGCUGGUUCGAUGGUGGCUCUCAGCUUCUUCUACUGGGCUCUGGGUUUCGAAAAGUUCCGACAUUUUAUGAGGUUGUAUCUUGUGACCGCCGAUUCUUUGAUUACUAACGGGAAUUUGGAGAGAGCGCAUGAGGUAAUGCGAUGUAUGAUAAGGAAUUUUGCCGAGAUCGGGAGGUUGAACGAGGCCGUUGGUAUGGUAAUGGAUAUGGAGAAUCAGGGACUAAUACCGAGCACGAGAACAUUAAAUUGCAUUGUCGAGGUUGCGAUUGAGAUGGGUUUGAUCGAUUAUGCAGAGAACGUGUUCGGUGAAAUGUCUGUGAGAGGGGUUUGUCCAGAUUCUGGCUCUUACAAGUUUAUGGUUAUUGGUCAUUGUAGAGAGGGUAGAAUUCUUGAAGCUCAUAGGUGGUUAAGCGAAAUGCUCCAAAGAGGAUUUGUCACUGAUAAUGCUACUUGUACUUUGGUCCUUGAUGCCUUCUGUGAAAAGGGUUUAGUGAACAGAGCUGUCUGGUAUUUCCGUAGGAUGAUUGAUUUGGGAUUUAGACCAAACUUGAUCAAUUUUACUUCUUUAAUUGAUGCUUUAUGCAAGAGAGGGAGUGUGAAACAGGCCUUUGAGAUGUUGGAGGAAAUGGUUAGGAAUGGUUGGAAGCCGAAUGUAUACACUCAUACGGCUUUGAUUGACGGGCUAUGUAAAAGGGGAUGGACCGAGAAAGCAUUUAGACUGUUCCUGAAGCUUGUUCGCAGCGAUGGUUACAAGCCGAAUGUACAUACGUAUACUUCGAUGAUCAGUGGGUAUUGCAAAGAAGAUAAAUUAACUCGUGCAGAGAUGUUGUUUAGCAGAAUGAGAGAGCAGGGGUUGGUUCCUAAUGUGAACACAUAUACUACGAUCAUCAGUGGUCAUUGCAAAGCUGGAAAUUUUGAUAGAGCGUUCGAGUUGAUGAAUUUGAUGAGUGAAGAAGGUUUUACGCCAAAUAUUUAUACAUAUAAUGCGAUUGUGGACAGUCUUUGCAAGAAAGGAAGGGCAACCGAGGCAUAUAAAUUGCUCAAUAAGGCCUUUUCUUACGGAAUAGAAGCUGAUGGAGUCACUUACACUAUUCUUAUUUAUGAACAGUGUAAGCAAGGUGACAUUAAGCAAGCUCUCGCAUUCUUGUGUCGGAUGAAUAAGAUUGGCUUGGAUGCCGAUAUGCAUUUAUACAACACAUUGAUAGCUUCAUUUUGUAGGCAGAAGCAAAUGAAGGAAAGCGAGAGGAUUUUCAAACAAGUGAUAGACCUUGGCUUGGUUCCAACUAAAGAAACGUAUACUUCCAUGAUAUGCGGGUAUUGCAGGGAUGAAAAUGUUGAUUUGGCUUUGAAAUAUUUUCGUAAGAUGAACGAUCAUGGCUCUGUUCCUGAUAGCUUUACUUACGGUACUCUAAUAAGCGGCCUCUGCAAGAAAUCUAAGGUAGAAGAAGCCCGUAGGCUCUAUGAAGAAAUGAUUGACAAGGGUCUAUCCCCUUCUGAGGUAACUCGGGUGACAGUAGCGUAUGAGUACUGUAAGAGGAAUGACUCGGCCAGUGCGAUGAUUUUACUGGAAACCCUAGACCAUAAGCUCUGGAUCAGAACGGUGAAUACAUUGGUAAGGAAGCUGUGUAACGAGAAGAAAGUCGGGAUGGCAGCCUUAUUCUUUCACAAGUUGUUGGAGAAAGACCGCAGGGUUCAUCGCGUUACCAUUGCAGCUUUCACCACUGCAUGUCGUGAGACCGGAAAAGAGAACCUUGUUGCUGACAUAACCGAAAGGAUCUCCAGAGGAAUAGGCUAGUAGUUGUGCUCUGCUUCUUCAAACUUUCGGAUGCUGGUAUUGGAAUUUGGAUAUCCAGAAUCUAGCCAAAGGACCUGAAUGUUCAAUUCAUGAUUGUUUCUACACUUGUGCUAAAUGGUUUAUCUGCAAUGAGAGCAUCUGAUUCAGUAACAUAUUGCUCAGGUUGAAUUCAGGGUAGAACCAUAGAGUUGGAGUUUCAGUGUUUCUUCUUUCUUCUUUCUUCUUUCUUUUUGCCUUGAAUAUUUGUUCUUUGUUCCCAUGAUCAUUGCUAACUAGCUGUUUUAUAUCAUUUGAUAUGAAUAGAAACCGAUAAUUUCACCACU
This is a messenger RNA of Tarenaya hassleriana, 2646 nucleotides long. Its product is annotated as pentatricopeptide repeat-containing protein At4g19890. NCBI's taxonomy places the organism in Eukaryota, Viridiplantae, Streptophyta, Magnoliopsida, Brassicales, Cleomaceae. Gene Ontology annotation, molecular function: protein binding. The coding region runs from base 218 to 2323 and encodes 701 amino acids. The record is from RefSeq and is a predicted model, not a curated record. The transcript has a single exon.